Molecule: messenger RNA, 3679 nt
Organism: Corticium candelabrum
Lineage: Eukaryota; Metazoa; Porifera; Homoscleromorpha; Homosclerophorida; Plakinidae
Exons: 18
Coding region: 19-2703 (894 amino acids)
Cellular component (GO): cytoplasm
Molecular function (GO): protein binding; GTPase activator activity
Source: RefSeq, a predicted model, not a curated record
CGCGCAUACGCCUAUCGGAUGAUGAUGGCGUCUGUUUCCGAUCUUCCUGCCUUUCCUGACCUCAAAUGUGCAGUCGACUGUAGUCCGUCGGAUCUAUGGAGUCUCAAAUGCUGGGGUAACAGAGUAGAUGAGUUGAGUAAAAGCGUAUUGUCUCUCAAAGAAUCUUUUACAAAUUACCAUACGUCUGGAAAGGCUCACAGCGAAGUAGCCAUUACUGUGGGCCAAACGCUUGGCCGGGCGGCCACUUUAUUCGGUGAUGAUGGCGCUCAGUCGGAACUUCUAACGAAAGCAGCCGAUUGUUUCAACCGCAUUGAGUGUUAUCGUGAUAUGAUGUUGCUCAACCAGACGACCACAAUGACAACGCAGUCCCUAGACGAAAUAACAAGAGAAUUCGAACAAACUAAAGCGUUGGGCAAGUUGCUUCAGGAUAGUCAAUUGACAAUGCAGGCAAAUUGGGACAAGUUUGCGAGCUGUCGUCAUGUAUCCCACCUUGCUGAACCAUCACAGCUACACAGAUUAGCCAGGGAUACAUUUGACGCCAAAUACAGAUACAUGCUGAUGUUGGCAAACUACGCAGAUGCAGUGAAAAAGUCACUUACAGAGAAGAGACUGAUAGUUCUACAAAAAAUUAUUGACCACAUGUUAGCUCAAUACUCAUUUUUCAAUUUUGGAUAUCAGGUGUUGCAUGACAUGGAGCCAUUUAUAAAUGAUUUGUUCGGAAAGAUCCAAACACAAACAAGUGAAGUAGAAGAAAUGUUGAAAAGAGAUCAUGCUGAGCGGCUUAGAGUCAGUCAUGAAAUUAAGCAGUUAUAUGAGACUGAUCUACUGGCUUAUCCACUUCACCUCCACACUGACAGCAUACCACAGUCUGGCCAACUGAAGAGUUCCGGUAGCCAAUCAAAGAGUUCUGGGCAAACAGGAAUAGAUGUGUCAGCAACUGUGCAGAAUUUUACAGGAAACAUUAAGCAAGGCUUACAGAAGCUGUUUCAUGGUGGUAAGAAGUCUGCUUCGGCAAAUGUCUCGGAAUAUGAGAUAAUAAAUUCUCCAACUCGACGGUCACCUCCCAGGCGUUCAGAGGAGGAAAAUGUUGAUCCUAAGAUAGCUCCACGAAGUGCUGACAAUUCACCACUUCCGUUUCGUCGUCGGACAAUUCCAAUCAAGAAACAGACAUCUAGACCUCAUCUAAAAACAGCUCAGUUGUCUGUUGGACAGUUAACUGAAGAGAGCAGUGCAUCUUCCAUAGAAAACAUAAAUGGGAGUUCUGAAAAUGUUGAACUAAAUACUGAAACUGCUGAGAACACUGUUGCAGGUGUUGUUAACUUGGCUGAUAAAGAGACUAAGGAUGAACACAGUGAUGAGCAGUCAACUGGAGAUGGUUGUGCAACUACCAACUCUCAAGGAAUUAUACAUAGUGAUGGUUUAGGUUUUGUAGAAUCAGAGGAGGAAGAGCAAGACACAAGAAUUGACGACAAACUUAAUGCUUCUUGUCAGACGUUGCAAGAUGUGCAGUUGAUUAUUCCUGUUUCUGAUAAUGCACAAGAUAUGGACAAGAGUUUCAUAGACCAGAGUGAAGAACAGAACGUUCAGAUCCAUGUACACAGCACAGAACAAGUUUCUCAGGCUGAUCAAGAUGUCAGCGAAACAGCUGAUGACAUAGAGACUGCAAAGGUUCUCAUGCAAGGAUACCUCCGUCUGCAUCACAAAGUGCAGGGAAGAUCGAAAUGGCCACCUGUGUUUUGUAGCAUUGUAUUACAGAAUGACAGUUGGCUGAUGAUGGCGCUGUCAGAUGGCAGGACCAAUCCUGUUGAAUUAGACAAUCUUUUGCUUUGUGCAGUCAAACCUUGUUUGCCCUCAGAAGUAGAUCGAAACUAUUGUUUUCAACUCAUUUCACCAAGAACAGAAAGAUAUUUUCAAGCCUUUACUGCUGCUAACUUGCAGCAAUGGAUGAGUGCUUUGCAGGAGGCGAUCACAUCUGCUAUUGGAAGCAGGCAAUUUCGUCUUCAGCCGAGUGAGCAGUCAGAAGCUCAAGACUUGGUAAAGAAUGCGUCAGAGAGGAUUCAUGCGGUACCAGGGAAUAGUGUUUGUGCAGACUGCACAGCAGAGGAUCCCGAAUGGGCUAGCAUCAAUCUCGGUGUAGUUAUUUGUAUUGAAUGUUCAGGAGUUCAUCGCAGCUUAGGUGUACAUAUCUCCAAAGUUCGAUCUUUGGUGCUGGACAGUUGGGAUGAGGGUAGUGUUCAGUUUAUGGAGUCACAUGGCAAUGCCAGGAUAAAUGCUUACUACGAAGCAAAACUAGGAACGGAACCGUUUGAUUCACUACCGCGUCCAACCGCUACUACUAACACGUAUGAGCGGCAGGCAUUUAUCAGAAUGAAGUACGUAGAUCGUAACUUUGUCCAAGAUCCCGUCAUGAAUGUGACUGAUCUCGAUGAAGCAGUCGGCUCGAGUGGAAUGAGACAUACUUCAAGUGGUGGCCAACAACAGGACGAUGACAGUCAGCGGAAAGCGACAAAACGGAAAGAACCCGGGAGACAGUUCAGCAAUCGAUUGUUGAACGUGUUGGGAGGUGCGAACUCGCUGAUGGACAUGGAAAACGAACUUCUGUGGGAGGAUGAAACAGAUUUCAGUGUACCACAGAGGAGUUUUUCGAGUUCAAGACUGAUAGUAAGCGCAAGCAGUCAAGAAGAUUUAACUGAUUCGUUGUGAGCUCUACGUGGAACAAUGAAUAUGUUAAGGUUUUGUAAUGUUCCUACCACACUUGUCACGUGAUCUUUGUAUAGUAAUAGUUGGGGAGGCUAAUGUAAUAGGACGCGCAGUCACUGGAGCGAGAUGAACCGGCGAUCGAUUGUGUUCUUUGUUCUGAUCUGACGGGUCAGCUUGUGCAAUUGGAUAUUUUUACACGCAGUACACUACGGCGUUAUGAGUAUUGCUAGUGGGUGUCAUUUACCUUAGCAUCAAUACAGGACUGUUACUACUACGUUAGUUUAGUUUCGCUCUUUAAAAUGGUUUGCAUACAGUUUGCCAGCUGCACAGUGCUCGUUCCAACUUGCUGACGUCCUAAAUGCGGGGGAAGAUGUUUCACUUUCUCUUUGUACCUUUUGUUUGUUUGCCAAAGCGAGAUGGAACAUGUGACUUGUACAUGUAAACUAUUAUUAGCAAGAAUUGUGAAAGACUGCGGUCGUUUACAACAAGCGGUUUUUGCUCAUUCAUUGCUCUUUGGAUUUGUUGUUAAUGAGAAUGAAACCGUUUCGUUGCUAUGAAUGGGUGGGUGUAGUUGAUUGCAAACUGUGUGGCCGGCGUAAACCGAUCGAUUCCAUAAACUAGUUUUAUUGGGUUUUUCUGACAAUUGCAAGUUUCAGAUCAAAUUGCGUGCGAGACUCGAAGCAAACACGUACAUUCAGCUGCGACUACGUACAGCAGGACUAUUUUGUCACUGCUCGGUCUGUUUCCUCUUUGUUGCAGGCAGACUCUGUGGAAGUGCCAUCAAGCAUGUACAUCGAUACGUCUGCAAUAGUAGUCACAGCACGGAUGUUGAGAGGCAGUGUGUGGAAUGGCGCAGUACGCCGCCACGACGAGGUAGCUGCGGUAGCAGCCGCCGUAGUAUGUGUGUACUUCUUGAUACGGUCCCUGUACGUCUCUGUCGCCGUAGGAUUUGGUGCCGUCACCCCAGUCCACCCACCAA